Candoia aspera is the source of this 2376-nucleotide messenger RNA. RefSeq names its product immunoglobulin superfamily DCC subclass member 3-like. The transcript has 15 exons. Gene Ontology annotation, biological process: cell-cell adhesion. NCBI's taxonomy places the organism in Eukaryota, Metazoa, Chordata, Lepidosauria, Squamata, Candoiidae. The record is from RefSeq and is a predicted model, not a curated record. Gene Ontology annotation, molecular function: protein binding. Bases 1 to 2376 code for a protein of 791 amino acids.
AUGUGCCUCUUCCAGGACACCAACACAGAUUUGCCAGCACCAAAAUGUCGUGUCCUCAAUGCCACCCCCAUGACCCGGGCUCCGUUUCACCAGCGACUGAACCCGGGGCCAAGUACAAAGGCGGCCCAGGGACGGGGCGGAGGGGAGAGGGGUCUGGGGUCACGGCUCCCCUUGGCCCGGCCGGGGGGCAGGAACGGCAUCAUGAUGGAUGGACGGCUGGAGGUGAAGGUGCUGGGCCUGGCCCACCCGUCAGAGCUGGCGUUUGUCUUGGAGCCCAGCGAUGUGAUCGCCGUCCGGGAUCGUCCGUUGGUCCUCCACUGCCAAGUGGAAGGCGAGGCGCCCAUCGGCAUCACCUGGUACCGCAACGGAGUGGCCCUCUCCAAUGACAGCCAGACCACCAUCUUGGCCAACGGAUCCUUGCGUCUGGAAAGCAUCCAUCGGCGGCCCCGGGGAGGGAGCACCAAGGAAGACUCGUUCAACUCCAGCGCCGGGGAGUACAGCUGCACGGCUCAAAACUGUUACGGCCUGCUGGUCAGCCGCAAGGCUCGCAUCCAGAUCGCCACUUUAUCCAAGUUCCAUGUGCACCCAGAAUCCAUGUCUGUUGAAGAAGGCGGUGUUGCUCGCUUCCAGUGCUUGAUCCUGGGUGUCCCAGAAGCCACUAUCACAUGGGAACACAAUCGGACAGCGCUGCUGACAGACGACUAUCGAUUUACGCUUCUGCCCACGGGCAUCCUACAGAUCACCGGCGUGAGUCGUUCCGACGUGGGCACCUACUGUUGCGUGGCGAGGAACAUUGCCAACACCCGCCACAGCCAGGAGGCCACCCUGAGCAUCAGUGUGUCCGUUCCCAAGGUCUUUAAAGAGCCGGUCAUCUUGUCCGGACCGCAGAAUCUGACCAUUACGGUGCACCAGACCGCCAUUCUGGAAUGUAUUGCUACGGGGAAUCCUCGUCCUAUCGUGUCCUGGAGUCGCCUGGAUGGGCGCUCCAUUGGCGUGGAAGGGAUCCAGGUUCUCGGCACCGGCAAUCUCAUGAUAUCGGAUGUGUCGGUGAAGCAUGCUGGGGUUUACGUUUGUGCCGCCAACCGCCCUGGCACUCGGGUGCGCCGCACAGCACAAGGUAUCCUGAUGGUACAAGCGCCGCCAGAGUUCGUGCAGUGGCCUCAGUCCCUCUCCAAAAUGCCCGGCACCAGCGCCAUCUUCACCUGUGUGGCACAGGGUGUGCCCGAGCCUCACCUGAUCUGGCUGAAGAACGGGAAGGUCCUGGCCCCUGGCGAAAACAUCAAGCUCACUCACAACAACAGCACCCUAAUGAUCCAGGCGAUCACGUCUGCCGACGAGGCCAUCUACCAGUGCAUCGCGGAGAACAGCGCUGGCACCAACCAGGCGAGCGCCCGGCUGGCCGUGGCCCUGUCCAAGGAGCUGCCCGGUUCCCCAGAAGGUGUGCGGGCCGUGGCCCUCUCCACCACCUCCAUCCGGGUCUCUUGGCUGGAGCCUUCCCUGGAGGUGACCGAGGCCAUCAUCGGCUACGUGCUUCACAUCCGCAAGGCGGGAGAAUCCGACAGCCGAGAGCUGCAGGAGGCGGUCAGCAAAAGCACCUUCCAGCAUGUCUUCACCAACCUCGAGCCCUCGACCACGUAUUCCAUCUACCUGAAGGCCUAUUCCCCCCUGGGGGCCAGCCAGGACUCCCAGCCCAUCCUGGCAACCACCCUGGGCAGCAUCCCGGCUGCCUUGGGCUUCUUCACCAAGGUCCUGAACAUCAGCACCAUCCAGGUGUUUUGGGAGCUGCCGUCGAAGCCCGGUGGGAUUGAAGGGUUCAGGGUCUACCUUCGGAAGCUGCCCAGUGCCCACUACGAGGGGCCGCAGAUCUUGCCUGGCACGGCCAACUCCUUCAUCUACAGCAACUUGGAACCGGCCAUCUACGAGAUCAAACUCCAGGCGUUCAACGGGAACGGCGACGGGAACAGCAGCCUGCGAUUUGUCUCACUCCGGGAGAACUCAGAGAGACUGGAUGCCAACUCGGUUUGCCAAUGCCGACAAGAUGGGGACACCUCCCUGGCUGGCAUUGUGGUCGGCGUCCACAUCGGCAUGGCGUGCAUUAUUUUUUGCGUCCUCUUCCUGAUGUUUGGCUACCGCAAGAGCCUUUUCUGCAGGAAAGGAGCGCAAGAAAAUUGGACGGUCCCGCAAGGAACCGAAUUGGUGCCAACCAGCUGCCAGGAUCCUCCUCUUACCCUGCGCAAGCCAGAGAGCAGGGCAAAACCUCCGGAAAUGGUGGAACCGGUUCCUCGGAACAGCUCCUCAGAUGGACACACCACCCGGGACGGUCCUCAUUUCGAAGUCACAGUUGAGCGCUGCCCUCUGUCCCAGCCCAGUGGUUAG